Sus scrofa (pig) is the source of this 5321-nucleotide messenger RNA. The record is from RefSeq and is a predicted model, not a curated record. Lineage: Eukaryota; Metazoa; Chordata; Mammalia; Artiodactyla; Suidae.
CGGCCGUGAACCCAGCCCGGGGAAGGGCGAGAAGGGAGUAAACGCGCGCGAGGGGCGGACCUGAGGAGAGCGGCGCGGACCUGCAGGCGGACCCCGGGACCUAGGGACUUGCCGGAGAACGGGAGCCGAGCGGGACAGGGCGGAGCCCGGGGAGAGGGCACUGAAGCGGGCACGGCAGGAGGAUGCUGAGGACCGAGCUCCUGAAGAGAGACCUGCAGUCAGUCAGUCCGCUGCAGCUCCACAACUGAGGGCAGGACCCGAGCCCGGACCGAGGGGCAAGGAGCGCGGCAAAGCAGGAGCUCGGCGGGAGGGCUGGAGUUGGGGAAAGGGGGGAACGAGCCACGGGAGACCGCAGGGCAGAGUCCUGUCCGAGGGGGCGAGCUGGGGUGCGCGGAGCCCUGCGGUGGGCACAGGGUGGCCGGAGGCGGCGGAUGCAGGAGACCGCAGACCCCGGGGGCGAAGGCCGGGAUAGAGCGGGCUGCGCUGGGCGCAGAGGGCAGGUCCUGGAUUUGGAGCCGGGACUGAGGCGGGGAGUGAGAGGGAGAGACCAAGGAAGAGGAGGAAGAUUCCUGGCGGUGCGCGCGUUGGGAGUGGGAGACCUGAGAGACACACCUCGAGCUGAGGAAGGGGCAGAGAAGCCGACCAAGGGCGAGUGAACGGCUGGGCUGCCCACGUGCCCGCCUUGCCCCGGAGGGUGUGCACGCAGAGCUCGGGGUCUGCCGGCUUGGCUGCCCGGAGCUCCGUCACCACCACUCUGUUUCCACAGUGGGUGUAACGGGCUCACCUCACAGGAGAGGGGUGCAAAUUGAGUCCCUUCUCCUCCCACCUCAAGUUCUCAGCAGACAUUGCUCUGGGCACUGUUCUCUCCCCUCUUAGCUCCGAAGAAGCGGGAUAUCGCGGCAGCAUCUAGGAGAAACUUUGUCCUCCGGUUGCUAUACCGGGAUUGGAGCGGGGAGCAGAAGCAGCUGAAAUGCAGGUCUUGGGGAAGAUGGGUAGGGAUUUGAAGGGGCGUGACCCUCAAAUGUCCUAAUAGGAAUUACGCAGCCCUGAGGGUGGGGAAAACCCCCCUAACCCCAGCCCUCCUCCUCCCUCCUUUCUCCCCACCCACUGCCUGGUCUCCUCUCAGCCAGGGAGGGCGCUGGUCUGUUGGGAAGGGGCCAGCUCAGGGAUCGCUAGCUUCACGGAAAUGUGAGGAGGGGGUCUGUGGCUGCCUUUUCAGCUCAGGUCUUGGCCACUCUGCUGAACUGGCCUUUGCUGUGGAGCCAAGCGAUGAUGUUGCAGUCCCUGGGCAGCCCGUGGUACUGGGCUGCAGGGUGGAGGGGACCCCUCCAGUGCGAAUCACCUGGCGGAAGAAUGGGGUGGAGCUGCCAGAGAGUACCCACUCUACCGUGCUGGCAAAUGGGUCCUUGAUGAUCCGCCACUUCCUGCUGGAUCAAGGAGGCAGCCCUUCAGAUGAGGGUGACUAUGAGUGUGUGGCUCAGAACCGCUUUGGGCUGGUGGUUAGCCGGAAGGCUCGAAUCCAGGCAGCAACUAUGUCAGACUUCCACGUACAUCCCCAGGCCACGGUGGGUGAGGAGGGCGGCGUGGCCCGCUUCCAGUGCCAAAUCCACGGGCUUCCGAAACCCCUGAUCACCUGGCAGAAGAACAGAGUCCCCAUUGACACAGACAAUGAGAGGUACACACUGCUGCCCAAGGGCGUCUUGCAGAUCACAGGCCUGCAGGCUGAGGACAGCGGCAUCUUCCACUGUGUGGCCUCAAACAUCGCCAGUGUCCGGGUCAGCCACGGGGCCAGGCUCACUGUGUCAGGCUCGGGCUCUGGGGCCUACAAGGAGCCUACGAUCCUCGUGGGGCCUGAGAACCUCACCCUGACGGUGCACCAGACAGCCGUGCUCGAGUGUGUCGCCACGGGCAACCCUCGCCCCAUUGUGUCCUGGAGCCGCCUGGAUGGCCGUCCCAUUGGGGUGGAGGGCAUCCAGGUGCUGGGCACGGGGAACCUCAUCAUCUCAGACGUGUCGGUCCAGCAUUCAGGUGUCUACGUCUGUGCAGCCAACAGGCCUGGCACCCGGGUGAGGAGGACGGCACAGGGGCGGCUGGUGGUGCAAGCACCAGCAGAGUUUGUCCAGCACCCCCAGUCCAUCUCCAGGCCGGCUGGGACCACAGCCAUGUUCACCUGCCAAGCCCAGGGUGAGCCGCCCCCUCACGUCACAUGGUUGAAGAACGGGCAGGUGCUGGGCCCCGGAGGCCACGUCAGGCUCAAGAAUAAUAACAGCACCCUGACCAUUUCUGGAAUCGGCCCUGAAGAUGAGGCCAUCUACCAGUGCGUGGCUGAGAACAGCGCUGGCUCCUCUCAGGCCAGUGCCAGGCUGACCGUGCUGUGGGCCGAGGGGCUGCCUGGGCCCCCCCUCAAUGUGCAAGCGGUCUCCGUGUCAUCCACCGAGGUCCGAGUGUCAUGGACUGAGCCCGUGGUCAACACCAAGGAGAUCAUCGGCUAUGUCCUGCACAUCAGGAAGGCUGCCGAUCCGCCGGAGCUGGAGUAUCAGGAAGCAGUCAGCAAGAGCACCUUUCAGCACCUGGUGAGCGACCUGGAGCCCUCUACUGCCUACAGCUUCUACAUCAAGGCCUACACACCCCGGGGGGCUAGCUCGGCCUCUGCCCCCACGCUGGCCAGCACUCUAGGUGAAGCCCCUGCCCCACCCCCACUGUCGGUGCGGGUCCUGGGCAGCUCCACCCUGCAGCUGCUGUGGGAGCCCUGGCCCCGGCUGGCCCAGCACGAGGGCGGCUUCAAGCUGUUUUACCGCCCAGCAAGCAAGACCUCCUUCACUGGCCCCAUCCUGCUGCCGGGGACUGUCUCCUCCUACAACCUCAGCCAGCUCGACCCCACUGCAGUGUACGAGGUGAAGCUGCUUGCCUACAACCAGCACGGGGAAGGCAAUGCCACAGUCCGCUUCGUGUCUUUGAGGGGAGCAUCUGAGAGGACAGCCCUGAGCCCACCGUGUGACUGCCGGAAGGAAGAAGCCACCAACCAGACGUCCACCACAGGCAUCGUCAUCGGCAUCCACAUUGGGGUCACCUGUAUCAUCUUCUGUGUCCUCUUCCUCUUAUUCGGCCAAAGGGGCAGGGUCCUCUUAUGUAAGGAUGUGGAAAACCAGCUCUCCCCUCCUCAGGGCCCCAGGAGCCAGAGGGACCCUGGCGUUCUGGGACUGAAUGGGGCAGGAUGGGGAGAAUUGGGUCCGCUGGGCCGAGAUGAGAAACGUGUGGACGUGAAGGAACUGGAGCAGCUGUUCCCCCGAGCAGGGGCCGUGGGGCAGCCGCACCCCAGGCCUCACCCAAGACCCAUGGAUCCCGAGGCCCCUGCCCUGUGCGAGGAGACCCAGCUCUCCAUGCUGUCCCUUCAGAGGUGUGGUGUCCUGGAGGAGAUGGCAUCGGAGGCCAAGGCCCCCUGCGUGGGCCCCCCUGCUGCCCUGCCACCCCAGGACAGAGACCCUGGCCUCCUGAGUGAAGGACCAGCUGCCCAGCCAGCUCACUCAGGCCAGUAGCCAGUGUCCGGCCCUUGAAGGAGCAACCACCCCAUUCUCAGGUCAAAGGCAAGAUUUCUCCUGUCAUGUGGGAUUCGGAUGGGGGCUUCCCAGCAUUUCUGUCCUGCCUGUUCCUCAGAUUGUCAAGAUCUACAGUUGCCUUGGCAGGGAACCCCUCCAAGGACCCAGAGGGGAUCCUGCGGGAGCACACCCCCCCACCAGGUGAAGCCCCCCUCCCCUGUCGCCACCUCUGCUGGAACCCACAUGACGUGGAACUGAACUAAUAUUUUCCUUUAAAAAAAUAACACACUUAAAAGUCCAAAAAAAAAAAAAAAAAAAAAAAAAAAGAAGAAGAAAGAGGAAGGUGAAUUAGACUCCAAAAAUACGCCCCUGCUGUGGGACUCUGACACUGUCACCCUCCAUGCCCUUGUCUUCUCAGGAUAGAUGUUUGCUGUUUUGGCUCUCAGCACCUACCUCAGCCGGAAUGAAUGUCCUUGGGGGUGUGGGGUUGUGGCCUCAGCCCCCUGCCCCACAGAGCCCUGAAUGCACUCCUACCUCAAGCCCCUUGAGGGGCAUCCCCUCCACCCACCCACCCCCACAUUGUUAUCCAGAGUUUUUUUAAAAAAGGGAAAAAAAAAAAAAAAAAAAAAAAAAAAGCACUUCCCCAUUUCCAGGUGUGAAAGAAAAUGUCUACCUCGAGGCUCGCUGGCUCUCGGGCCUGUGCUGUGUCCCUGGACCCUGCCUCCUAGGGCUCCUCACCAAGGGUGGGCCUCUCGGGGCCUGCCGAAAUAAAGAUGGAAUUGGUCAAAGAACGUUUUUUGAAAAAGCCAAAAAUAAGAGGAAAAUUCAUUUCUGGGAGUAUAAAUUGUUACUCGAACUAGCCACCUCCCAGCAUGCUGCCAGCGCCCCGUCUCGUCUGUUUGUCCACUCCCGUGGGGACUCUGUGUCAGCCAGCUCUUCCUUGACGGGGACCCCCAGGACCCUCUAUGCCCCUGGGCCCAGAGAGGGUGAGACGGUCACCCCGCAGCCUGCCUCCUGUCCCACCCAGACACAGAGCCGUGGGGGCAGGCUGGCCCUUGGAAUGUACUGUGUGUGCCGGGUGUGCGUGUGCAAGGGCAGGUCCCCAGCCCUCUGUCCUAUGGGACACCGCCAGCCUGACCCACUCCCUGGACCGUGGAACAACCACUGUCAGCAGAUGUGGCCGGAAGCUAUUUUUCUACAAGGUGUGUUUAAGGAUUUAUGUUCUUGUGACUUCUUGUUUUUCUCUUUUCUAUUGUGUUGUUCUUUGAAAGGCUUAGUUAAAAGAUGGAAAACAAACAAACGAAAAAAAAAAACAAAAACAAAAAAACAAGGAAACAAAUACCUAUUUUUGGUUAUGCUCAGAAACAUUUUUUUAAAUAGCAGAAAGAAAACUUUUUUUUAAAGAAAAAAAAAAGUGUAUUCCUUAAGUAUGAGAUUAGACCAUAACAUUCCCUGACUCCCAACCCUCUAGGGACCCCACCCCAAACUUUAGUUCAUUAGCUGAAGAAAGUAGCCUCAGUGUUAUUAGAAGACUGCAGUCUUGUCCAUAAGGACUCAGGGAAGGGCAUUGUCCCUUCUUCCUAAUGCUGAGCCCAAGCCCAGGGUGCCGCAAACCUCCCAGGCAGUGCCCCUCAGUCCCACAGUGACUUCUCUGCACCCCCUUCAUCCUGGAACCCCCUCUCCCAUGGGAAGGGUGUGUCUGGAGGAGAGGGGGGGGCCGCCUGGCCUGUCUUGGGUUUUGUCACACUCAUUUUGACUGAAUAAAAGUCCUGUUGCCAAAGUGAA